ACCAGCUGGAAGCUGACCUAGUGAAUGGAUUUCUGAAGACACUUGCGGCCGGGAAAAUACACCCCGGCAUACCAUACUGGCGCAGUCCAUUCACACAAGCAAAACGAACCCACCUCCCAAAUGAACAAACUGAUGGAAGUCUCCCACGCGCGCGCCUCCAGCCUACCGCUCGGCCCACAAAGCCUGAUCGGCGCACUCGGCAUCACUACGGUCCUCUUCGAACGCCUACCAGGCUUUGGGCGGAUGCAGCGCGCAAUGCGCUGUCUUGGUAUAGACAUGAACACCGCGACAGCAGCGGUCAUGAUCUCCACGGUGCUAAUAACCUGCUACAACCUGAGUUACUCGACCGUCACCGCGCUGAUAGACAGGUACUUCAGCGCCUCCGUGCGGAUAAACUCUGAGGACACGCUCUUCCGGGACUUCUUCACUUGGCUGUCCGAAGAGCAGGCUGCGGACCUGGACCUGAGCCGUACCCUCAACGCGCGGAAAGUCGCCAGCGACCCGGCCAAUCCCGACAACAGCGGUGGUGGAGGCCAUCUGGGCGAUGAGUUCUACGGCGGCCGCCACCGCCCCCGUGGAAAGCAAGUCUACCGGGUUCAGUAUCUCCCGGCAGCUGGGUCGAGGUACUUUCUCGACUACCGGGGGCGCAAGGUCAGGAUAAUUAUGGAGGAGAUUAAGGACAGCAUAAUGAUGCACGGUAUGCCACAACGGAAGAUUGUCUGGCUACGCUCGUAUGGACGGGAUCCGGGUAUUCUAAAGGAGCUUCUCGAGGAGGUGCUGCGGAAGAGCAAUGCUCGCGACCAGGGCAAGACUGUUGUUUUUCAUGCAACCACGGGCCCCCGGGGCAUACCGCCGCGCUGGGAGAGGGCGCUCUCCAGGCCGAAUAGGUCUAUGGAGACGGUAGUGCUGGAGAGGGAGCAGAAGGAGUUGAUUGUGAGCGAUAUCGAAGAGUAUAUAUUACCCGCCACGGCGAAGUGGUACGCGAAUCGGGGUUUGCCGUACCGGAGGGGGUACUUGCUUUAUGGGCCGCCCGGAACCGGAAAGACAAGUCUAAGCAUAGCCCUAGCGGGCCUCUUCAAUCUAGAAGUCUACGCCCUCUCCCUCUCCGCUGGGAGUCUCACGGACGACACAUUAGCAACACUCUUCACCAUGCUGCCAAGCAGAUGCAUAGUCCUCCUCGAAGACGUUGACGCCUCAAACGUGAAACGCGCCGCGGACCCCCCUACCUCCUUUGGCCUCCUAAACGCCAUCGACGGCGCUGCUUCCCGCGAAGGGCGCAUCCUGAUAAUGACCACGAACCACCGCGAGCGACUAGACCCCGCGCUUAUACGCCCCGGUCGCGUGGAUCUGCAGAUCUCCUUCAAGUGUGCUUCGCGCAACGUCAUCGAGUCGCUAUUCCUGAAUCUUUACGAUGUGGAUGUAGGCGAUCAGGAGGCGUUCAGGAUGCCGGAGGGGUUUCCCUCAGCAGACAAGAUUUUGGAGCUGGCGGGGGAGUUUGGCCGGGUGUUGCCGGAGGGCGUGUUCACGCCGGCAGAGAUUCAGGGGCUGUUAUUGAUGCAUAAGAAGGAUCCUGUCGCAGCGGUCGGGGCGGCCGGGGAGUGGGCGAGGGAGAAGCGGGCAGAGAAGGGGAUGGAGGGGGAGGGGGAGGAGAAAGUGGAGGUUAAUGGGGUUACGCCUGGUCCGGGCAAAGGAGUGAUGGAGGGAGGGGAACCGGAGGAAAUUUGUCUGCUGGAUGGCGCUGGGGAAAUAGUCUAGUCAUCACGCAUCACUCGAAUAGGCAAAAGGCGGAAAUCUCUGGCCUGAGGGGGGGAGGAAGGAACUAGAAGGAUACGAUUCUGUCAGAAUGUGGAUCUUUUUAUUUUUUUUGUUAUUGCCUGGGCUCGUAGUUAUACCGUCUAUUGCAUAAUCAGGGUCUUCCCACUGUCCGGUGUUGCAUAUA
Molecule: messenger RNA, 1939 nt
Organism: Tuber melanosporum (Perigord truffle)
Lineage: Eukaryota; Fungi; Ascomycota; Pezizomycetes; Pezizales; Tuberaceae
Exons: 3
Coding region: 244-1755 (503 amino acids)
Biological process (GO): mitochondrial respiratory chain complex III assembly; protein insertion into mitochondrial inner membrane from matrix
Cellular component (GO): mitochondrial inner membrane
Molecular function (GO): ATP hydrolysis activity; ATP binding
Source: RefSeq, a predicted model, not a curated record